GACACAAACAAACAGCAUCAUAAAUCUCAACAUCAACAUAAAUCCCAACAUCAACAUAAAACAUAUCGCGAGCACAUCUCGCCAAGAAACAAAUCUACCCAACUGCCCAAGAUCACUGCAGGUAUCAGGGAUUAAUUGUGAAACUCUCGUCGGCGGGUACGCACCGCACAUUACGGAAUUUUCGCUCACCCAAAAUAUAUCCAUCUACCCUAGCUGGAUUGAGUAAACUGGGCCAAAGCCAACCUGCCAAGGGAUGAAGCCAUUCAGAAGAAGACGCUCACUCUCUUGUGGACCCAAUCCUUCUAAUGAUCUCUGCUCAAGGGUGGGAGAUUGCAUCAGCAACUGGUACAAGUUUGAGACGUUGUCAGCACAAACAGAACUACCGAUGGCAAUCCUGUAAAAACUGCAUAUCAGAAUACAAAUCCCUACAUAUCAGGUUUGCCUAGAGGUGAGAAUUUUCACCACGAGUCUCCGGGAAAUGAUCAGCGGGACCUUCACCUGCAUAUAACCAUCGCAGGAAUUCCGGCCAAAUGGGAGCGUCGACUUUUAUGUUGAAAUCGUUUUAUGGGGGAAAAUUGACUUUUACAUUAAUUGUCGGUCGAAUCCACGUAUAUCAUCAUGUCGGAAGUUGAUCCCUCCAUCAAACUCAUUUUCGGGCCGCCUGCUGUUGGAGUUGAUCUAAAUGAAAGUACAACGGCGGCAUAUGACAUCGUGUCUUGUGUGGUGCUCGGAAUAGCAGCUGCAGCAGUAUGCUUGCGUUUUUAUGUCCGGACUAUGCGUGGAGCAAACAGUUUGGCUAUCGAUGACUGGUUUGUUGUCUUAGGACUUAUCUGUACUUCUGCCCUGGUGGCUACAACACUUAUUGCUGGAGCAUAUGGAUCGGGUAAACAUGUGUGGUCGACGACAUUGCCACGGCUCAUGGUGUUGUUAAAGGUUGUAUUUUCCGAGCCCUGGGUCUACGCUGCAGCCGUAACAUCAACUAAGAUCAGCAUUCUGCUCCUCUACCGGCGAUUGUUUUAUACAGGCGAAGGCGACAUGCUCGUUAUUAACCGCGUCUUCACCAUAAUGUACUGGGCUGCCACGUUCUUUACCUGCAUCUACCCCAUUAUUAUGUGGAUCGUUAUGGCAGCCGCCUGUCGUCCAUUAAAUUUCUUCUGGAUGCAAUACGCUGGCGCGACAGAAGGACAGUGUAUUGAUUAUUUGUUGUUUUUUCUGGUCUUUGGAAUUGUCAACAUGAUCAAUGAUGUUAUCAUCUUGAUCGUCCCGAUUCCUCGGAUUUUAAAGCUCCGUAUGAACAAACGCAAGAAGUUUUCCGUCGCGGGUAUAAUGUUGCUUGGUAGCUUUGUCUGUGUCGCCAGUAUAGUACGCAUCUACUACCUCACACUUCUAACCAGCGCAAUCGAUAUAACAUACAUCCUUGGCCCCGCUUUCGGAUGGUCCAGCUUAGAGCCCUCGGUCGCAAUUAUCGGUGCCUGUCUACCAACAUAUGCGCCUCUCUUCCGCGGUAUUCGCAACGUAGGCUCCAACACCGGGACCAGUCAGAAGGGCUCGCACCAUAUGAAUUUGAGCCAGCCGCAAAAGUUCCUCAAGCAGCAGUCGCAUUUUCGCAUUGAGGAAUCGGAUGAGGUCGAGCUGACGAAUAAGAAAAGCUAUUUCCAGAGCAUGGGGGGAAGUCGUGACGGGGGAAGUUUAGAGAGCGACGACGGGGAGAGGUCAUCAAGAGAUGCGAGGGGGAUCACCGUUACAUCGCAAGUCCAGGUGGUGAGGGAUGCUGCGAAUCUAGUAUGAAUUUUUCAACAGGAAUCGGUCCUCUUUAAGCGAAUUUUUUAAUAUAAUAUGCCAUUCUUCUUCUCAAUGAUUGAUAAUCACAGGUUGUUUCAAUGCUCAAGCUCUGGUCA
Messenger RNA from Botrytis cinerea B05.10, 1898 nucleotides. RefSeq lists its product as hypothetical. The coding region runs from base 619 to 1788 and encodes 389 amino acids. NCBI's taxonomy places the organism in Eukaryota, Fungi, Ascomycota, Leotiomycetes, Helotiales, Sclerotiniaceae. The record is from RefSeq and is a predicted model, not a curated record. The transcript has 5 exons.